Molecule: messenger RNA, 6293 nt
Organism: Phlebotomus papatasi
Lineage: Eukaryota; Metazoa; Arthropoda; Insecta; Diptera; Psychodidae
Gene: form3
Product: inverted formin-2
Exons: 8
Coding region: 381-4667 (1428 amino acids)
Biological process (GO): cellular component organization
Molecular function (GO): actin binding
Source: RefSeq, a predicted model, not a curated record
GAGGAUUUCUCAACCAUUCAGUUGACUUGGAACCUCGAUCGCGAGUGGAUUGUGGGUGAGAAAAAGUCGUGAGAAGUGGUGAUUAAAGGCCCCAUAGGCUUCCUCCUUCCCCCUCCGCGAGCCCGCCAAAAAAAAAUUGUUCUCUGUGAUCUUGUGUGUGGUGGAAUUUCUAUAAUACAAAAAAAAACGUCCGGAGACUGCACUUCUGACUGGUCCCAAUACUUCAUGUGUGGACCACAAUGUUGGAGAAUGUUACCAGCCCAAUCAAAUUGACGUAAUUUUUCUUCUCGCAGCAAAAAUUCAAAUAAGCCGAGACGAUCGAGAGGAGGAGGAGUACAAGACAUAGUUUAAAAAAAAAUCCUAAUGCUUAACCACCUGCAAUGAAAACAACCGUAGCGAUGGAUCCUCGAACGGGACUCGACUACAUUGUGGACAACAAGGACUACGUUCAGAAGUUGGGAAGCGCUUUAGAUACAGACAAUGUCACUGUUAAGAAGCAAGUCUUUGAACUCUUAUCAGCUCUCUGUGCCUACAGUACUGAGGGGUACAACCGUGCGUUGGAAACGCUUGAGCACUUUAUGAAUCUCAAAAAAGAGCGCUACCGCUUCAGGAUCAUUGUCCGAGAACUCGAAAGUGCCACACUAGCUGAGUACCAGAUGUCCCUGCUAGCCUUCAUAAACUGCUUAAUAAUCUCAGCCCCAACUCUUCAGAGACGAAUAAAGGUUCGCAAUGAAUUUAUAGGGCUCAAUCUUCUGUCAGUGCUCAACAAUUUGAGACCACUGGCAAAGAAUCUUCCUGACAUCAAAGUCCAAUUGGACGUUUUCGAUGAACAACGUGAGAGUGACGAAGCCCAGAAUCUUCAGGAUCCAGAUGGGAUUAAUCUAAAUUCCCACCUCGAUGUUUUCUAUGCAAUCCUACGACAAGUUUCUGAUACACCACAGGGGAUACCGUUUCUGUCGAUCCUUCAGCAUUUGCUGCGGAUCGACCCUAAGGAAGCUGUUAGUGAUCUAAUUUGGGAUACCGCUGAGACCCUAGUUCAUCGAGCAACACUCCUGGAGAAUCAUGAAGAUUCGGUUAGGCUACUGAGAGCCCCAAGUGUCCAGAAAAUCGUCUGCCCACAUUGUCGAACAGAUAUUGGGGCUACAAGGAAACAAUCAAUAGCCCAAGGUUCUCUUCCAUCGCCCCCACCUCCCCCUCCACCCGCAGUGGGCCUACCACCGCCACCGCCCCCUCCAGCCAUGACUGAAGUCAAACCUAUGGGAAUCCCUCCACCACCACCACCCAUGGCUGCUACCCUAAAAGCCCCUGUACAAACCGCUCAGGUGCCCCAGCCCAAAACCCCAGAACCACCCUCGACAGAACCGCAGCAGUUGCUACCACAGCAAGAAACCCCAGUUCCACGAAGUAAAAUGAAAACCAUCAACUGGAACAAAAUCCCAUCCAAUAGGAUCCUAGGCAAACACAAUAUCUGGUCCUCUCUGGCGUCCGCGCACAGCACUAAGGAUCAGACUAAAACACUGGAUUUUGAGGAGAUUGAAGAUCUCUUCUGCCAGCAAAUGACACCAAAUCCCCAAGCAUCGCCAAAGCUAGGCCGGGACAAGACAGAUACCCUCGAGCGGAAGAAGAAAGAAAAUUCUGAGAUUAGUCUAUUAGAUGGAAAGAGAAGCCUGAACGUCAAUAUCUUCCUUAAGCAAUUCCGUAGCUCAAAUGAAAAUAUCAUCAGUCUAAUCAGAAAUGGGGAACAUGAAGAUGUGGGUGCCGAAAGACUCAGGGGACUACUGAAGAUCCUACCAGAAGUAGAUGAAUUAGAUAUGCUCAAAUCUUUUGACGGGGACAAGUCCAGAUUAGGUAAUGCCGAAAAAUUCCUAAUGGAGUUACUCAACCUGUCUAAUUACAAACUUCGUAUCGAAUGUAUGCUUCUGAAAGAGGAGUUUGCAGCCAAUGUUGGAUACCUAGAACCAGCCAUAAGAGCCAUGUUGUAUGCAGGGGAUGACCUUAUGACCAAUAAGUCCCUGCAAGAAGUCCUGUAUAUGGUCUUAGUUAUGGGAAACUUUCUCAAUUUUGGCGGGUAUGCAGGAAAUGCAGCUGGUGUCAAGCUAUCUUCUCUUCAGAAGCUAACCGACAUCCGUGCCAAUAAACCAGGAAUGAACCUAAUUCAUUAUGUAGCACUUCAGGCUGAGAAAACCAAUCCGAAACUCCUGGAUUUCCCUUCAGAACUGACAACCCUGGAAAAUGCUGCAAAGACCAGCGUUGAGCAACUCAACAACGAACUCUAUACCCUAGCAGGAAGGAUUGAGAAGAUCAAAAAGAAUAUUGAUUCGCCGAAUACGGAUGUAGACAUUAAAAAGCAAAUGGUGGAAUUCCUGAAGAUAUCCGAACAGGAAGUUCACAUUCUCGAACGGUAUAUGCUAGAUCUGGAGAAGACGCGGAUCAAACUAGCAGACUUCUUCGUUGAGGAAGUGAAGAGUUUCAAACUUGAAGAGUGCUUCAAAAUCCUCCAAAACUUUAGGGAAAAAUUCCGUCAGGCUGUUGUUGACAACGAGAGAAGAAGAAUCCAGGAACAACAAGCUAACUUCCGAAGGAAACAGCGAGAGGAUCAACUAGCCAUGAAACGAAGGAAUUUGACACCGGACCUUUCCCUGGGACUCGACAGUCAAAUCCUCGAUCCGAAUCUUCUGACAGGAAGUCCGGCUCUACAGCGUCGUCGAAUAGGAUCAUUUACGAACAACAACGACCUUGCGUCUCCUAAGGAUCCUGGACCCUCACCCGAAGGCACACUGAGACGUAGAAAGAGUCGAAAUCUCAACGAAGACGAGAGCCUAAUGGACUUCCUUCGAUCAUCAGGACACGACAACUUUUCGCGCGAACGAAAGACAUCCUACGGGAGUCUCGAUCGUUCGUGGGCCCGUCGAGCAAGAGCAGAGAAUGGGAUUAAAAAACGUCCAGAUCUCUUCCAUGUGGACUUUACAGCUGAUCGGGAGAGAGCAAAUUCACCCUCAUCUCCUCUUCAACCAAAUCCCAUUCCCAUUCCGACCAUUGAAAAGGACACACCUGCUGAGGAAGUUAAGCCAAGAAUUUCGAAAGAAUGGCAUGAAAAGAUCCAAACAUGGCUUCAACACAAUGAACCAGACAGCAGGAAGAAACGCCUUUCUCAGAGGAAGUCCUAUGAAGAGGAUUCAGAAAAUGAACGAAAACUUGAUCCUCUUCCGGAAGAGAAGGUAUCCCAGAACGAAGUGACACCUAGAAGAACUCCUAUGAAGUGGAAACCUUCCAAUACCAUCGAAAUAACCGACGUGGUUGGCACGAUUGAGGCCAUACAAGAAUCUCAACCAAAACCACGAGAACCGAGAAUUACGAGUCCCGACAACUCCCCUCGAAAGUCACUCAUAUCGACUCUAGGUCAGCGAGAUCCUGGUCAGAAGUCUCCUCCAAUCUUGACGUCUGAUUUGAGGAAAAAGGAUGACAUUGAUGCAGACAACAUAGAAACACCACCAACGCCCAGAAAGAGUCUCCUGGGAACUGGAGACAACUUCAACGAUGCCGAAUUUUUGGGUACUGGACAGUUUGACAGGUUCUCAUCAGCACGCAAGACCAGGAGAUUUAAGAGAUCUAACUUUAACAUGGCGAACAAUGCAGAAGACGUCCCAGCUGCUGAGGAAGUUCCUAAAACGCAGAUAUAUGUGGAAUCUUCGAAACCUGUGUCGUUGGAGAAGAAACAGUUCACGUUGGAGGACAAGGAGGCCCGGCUGAAAAGGUGGCAGGAGCGCUUGAAGAGUCUCGAUGAGUCCGAGACUGCUCUGAAAAACCCAAGACGCUUCCAGAUUGGCGAGAAGGCUGGUGAGGGUGUUCGCAGUGCGACAAAAACUUCCACUUGUGAAUUCAACGAUGAGGGAUUUGAGGAAUCACAGAGCCUAGUGUCAGAUACCCUAUCUCAGGGCAAGGAGACGAGUUCGGGUAAUGAGAAUACAGAUCCCCAGGUGAAUUUGAGGGAGAAACCAAGUGGAAUAAUAAGUGAGCAGAGUGUGGAUGGGCCUAAGAGAAUCAGUGAUUUAAUGCCAAAACGAACCUAUUCAAUGCGAAAUAGUCCAUCAGCACCAUCAAUUUCCGCCACAAAACCCGUAUUCAGGAGGAAUUCCCUGAGAAAGAAUGACUCCAAGUCAUCAGUUACCAGUCUAUCGAGUCGCAAUGUUGAAAGAAGUGGCUCCAGGGGCAGUCUGAGAUCAUCAAGAUCAUCCCUAAAUAGCGGAGUUUCUACCAGUACGGUUAAGAGACUUCCAGCAAAACCCCCUCCAUCGAGAUUCUCCAGUACACCACUCCAAGAGAAGAAACCUCUUCAGAGUGCCUCACUUCGACUGUCCGGGAGUUCUUCUCGGGUCCCGGCCAGUCGUAGUAGUUCCAGCACCUCCAGCAUUGGCAGCACAUCCCUUCGCGUAAAGCCCCAAACGACCGGCUACGCAAAAAAUUCCCCCUCAACAGACAAUCUAGCCAAUGGGACCACUUUCCGGACCCUGUCCGGAUCAAAGUUACCAAAUACCCAGGGCAUCAGCGUGGCCAGUCGCCGAAACAAUUUUAUGCGCCCCACAGCGGCCUCCACCACCAAAGCCCAAACACAACCACCACCCGUUGGUGGUCAGAGCGCCCUCCUCAGGAGUCGCCUGAGGAAGUGAGUCAAAGAUCAACUCCCCACACGCAGAAUCCCCACAAUCCCACUCAGAGGUUAAAAAUUUGUCAAAAUAACCUUAAUUUCAGGGUUUUUACAAAUGUUUUGUUAAAAGGACAAUUUUAUAAUUUGAAAUAUCAUAACAAUUUGUUAUUAAAAAUCCCGUUUAUUCCCUAAAAACGUCUCGUUAAAAAAUUGAAAAGCGUUUUCAAAAGUUUACGAUGUAAAAAAUUUGUAAAACUUUGUUAUUAUUACAAACUUCUUCGUUUAAAAUACAAAAUUUCAUAAGGAAAGUUUGUUUCACAAAAGUUUUGUUGCAAAAAACUUCUAAAGUCUUUCAUUUAAAAAAAUACUUUUGAAAAAUUGUUAUAAAUUUAGAAGAUUUUGUUAAACUUUGUUAAUAUUACAAAUUGUUUUGUUGAAAUACAAAAUUUGACUUUCGAAGUAUUUCGGAAUGCUUUUAAUCAGAAAUUUUUGCAAAAUCUCGUUUUCUAGGUGUGAUUCCAUCAUAAUCACACUUAUUUUUUUUAUUUGGACCUCUAAAAUAUUAUUGUCUUUUUGAGAUAAAUUUUUUAACAAGUGUUUUGUUAAAAUAACAAAACAAAUUCCGAAAAAAAUGUCAUUUGAAAAUAAUUUUAUUUUGUAAAAUCCUUGUUCUGAAAUAUUGUAAAGUGGUUUGUAAAUAACGUAAAACGUUAGUUAAAUUUUGUUAAUUUUGCAAAUUUGUUUGUUAAAUCAAAAAUAGCUAUUAAAUUAUUGUGAAAUCAUUUUAAGACAAAUUUGUACAAAAGACGUUUUUCUUUGAAAGCACAAUAUAAAGCUUAAUACCUCUAUUUUUAAGGAAGAAUUCUUACAAAAGUUUUGCUAAAAUAACAAAUUUUACAAUUUAAAUGCCAAAAGCAUUUGUUUUUUAAUUAUUUAUUUAUUUUUUUCCAAGAACAUCAUUAAUAAAAAAACAUUUGUAAACGCUCUUUAAGAUGCCGAAGAACGUAAGAAAUUUACAAAACUUAGUAAAUUUUACUAAUUUCUUAAUUGAUUUAGCAAACUUUCCCAAAAAAAUCCAAAUGGUAGAGUAUUUCUCUACAGAUAUUUUUUUUUAUCAAAUUAGCAACCCUAAAAUACAGGAUUUUGACAAAUUCCUUUUACCUCUGAGCUAGAGUGAAAAGAAAACGUGACGGAAGAUUAGUUAGAAAAUUCUUGAGACUGCGCUGAAGCGAGAGAGAGAGCAACGUGUAGGAAAAGCAAAAAAAGAACUUAUAUGACAAAAUAUAACAAAUUUACACAAUAAAUCAAGAAAAUAAAAAAAUUAAUAUAUAUAAAAAAGUGACACUAACUCAGCUAAUACAGCAAAAAAAGACCUAUAAAAUUCUCCCUAAUAUCUAUUAUGUUCAAAUCCUUCCCCUUAAAAUCUAAUUUAAAAAAAAAAGAAAAUACACCUUAACAAGUCUUUCUAAAAAAUAAAAAAAAAUCCCCGAAAGAACCUCUCUCAAAUAAAUUAAUUAAUUAAUUUGUGUGUGUUUUUUUUUACAUUCCUGAUAUUUGUACUUUGAAAAGUUAUGUAUUCUUCUUGUUUUUUUUUAUAUCUCCUUUUUCCAUUUCAAAUACAAACAAAACAAAAAAAACUUGAAGAAAA